Molecule: messenger RNA, 1862 nt
Organism: Populus trichocarpa (black cottonwood)
Lineage: Eukaryota; Viridiplantae; Streptophyta; Magnoliopsida; Malpighiales; Salicaceae
Product: RCC1 domain-containing protein RUG3, mitochondrial
Exons: 6
Coding region: 142-1485 (447 amino acids)
Source: RefSeq, a predicted model, not a curated record
AAUAAAUUGGGUUUUCCCAAUUAUAAAAUCCAUCCAUCUCUGUGCUUAAACCCCUUAUCAUUUCAUUUGCGAUCGCAGCCAGCAGCAAACAAGUGAGUGAAUACAUUAGAGUAGCGGGAGGAAAGUGAAGGUGAUGAUCUCAUGACGAAGACGAUGUUGCCUAGAUGUCUUAUUCGGCAACGCCUCACUCUCAACCGCCACUUCUCCUCCCUGUCCAACACAACCAAAGUGCCUGUCCUCUACAAGAGCCCGCAAAUCAACGAAUCAAACCACAACGAUACCAUAACUCUCCAGCUCUUUUCAUGGGGCAGAGGCGCCUCUGGUCAACUUGGUGGCGGCAUCGAAGAAAUAAGGCUUUACCCAGCUCCAGUGGCCAACCUUCAGCUACCGCCUUCCUCCUUCACUCUUUCUCCAACCCCAGGCCAACUUGUUGACAAUAACAACAAAAAGGGAGUGACUGAGGUGGGCAUUUCUUGUGGGCUGUUCCAUUCUGCAAUUCUUGCUGAUGGUCAUUUUUGGAUGUGGGGAAAAGGAGAUGGAGGCCGUCUUGGCUUUGGACACGAGAAUCCUGCUUUUCUACCUACUUUGAACCCUUUUUUGGAUUCCGUUCGCUCUAUUGCUUUGGGCGGCGUUCAUUCUGCUGCAAUCACUUCCCUUGGCCACAUUUUUACCUGGGGCUAUGGCGGUUUCGGUGCAUUGGGACACUCUGUUUAUCAUAGAGAACUCUUCCCUAGACUGGUGGAAGGCUCCUGGGAUGGAAAGAUACGCUGUAUUUCCACUAGUGGCACACAUACCGCUGCUGUCACUGAAUCAGGGGAAGUUUAUACUUGGGGUCGAGAGGAAGGGGAUGGUCGAUUGGGCCUCGGCCCUGGCCGGGGUCCAAAUGAAGGGGGUGGACUUAGUAUACCCUGCAAAGUAAAAACAUUGCCCGUGCCUGUGGCUACUGUGUAUUGUGGUGGAUUUUUCACAAUGGUGCUGACAGAGGAGGGGCAGAUUUGGAACUGGGGAGCAAACUCAAACUAUGAGCUUGGAAGAGGUGAUAAGGUCGGUGGUUGGAGACCGAAACCAAUUCCUAGCCUUGAAGAUGCUCGUAUCAUUCAGAUAGCAGGUGGUGGAUAUCACUGUCUUGCCUUGACUGAUGAAGGUAAAGUACUUUCGUGGGGGUUUGGUGGACAUGGUCAGCUGGGCCAUUCUUCAAUUCAAAGUCAGAAAAUACCGGCAGUGAUUGAUGCUUUGGCUGAUCAGUGUGUCAUUUAUAUCGCCUGUGGAGGUUCAUCUUCGGCAGCUAUAACUGAUAAAGGGAAGCUGUACAUGUGGGGAAAUGCCAAAGAUUCUCAAUUGGGAAUACCUGGCUUGCCUGAGGUUCAAUCAUGCCCAGUCGAAGUCAAGUUUCUAAUGGAGGAUGAUGGAUUGGGACAGCACAGUGUGCUUUCGGUUUCAGUUGGCGCAUCUCAUGCAAUGUGUUUGGUUUUGAGGUCAAGUUAAAGUUGGUCUUGUUGUUUGGAGGCAUGUCAACACAGAGAUUUGUCAAUCUUGGAUAUCUUGCAAUAUCAAGUAGGCUUGGAAUUGAUACAAAUCUGAGGAUGAACUAAUUUGAGGAUGAUUAGCAAAUGAAAAAAAUAGUGCCAUGACAUUAAGAAGAUUAGCUUGUAUUGGAUCUUCCAGAUUCAAGAGGAUGUUCUGCCUCUGUCCGUUGUCUGAAAUCCUUGCAUCACCUGAUAUGCUCAUCUUUACUUCUCGUUGGUUAUUCAAAGUCGUGCUUCCUUUGAAACUAACAUGGUUCCUAAUUACUAUUGAAUGAAUGAGAAGGCUAUGUAUCAACUGAAUUCUUUGGUUAUGGAAGAGUUCACAAUUUUAUUGAA